CUCACCGAGGAGCUCAAACCGUCAGCUCCACUCACAGAAACACAGACAGACACAGAGACAGAAACACAGGUGUAAUGGAAGAACUUAUUCCCACCUGUGCGUCUCUAUUUUAGCUUCUUUCUGUGUCUUUAAAACACUUUUAACUUAGAAAGUUUUGUUUAAGUCAACUCCUCGGUUUUGCAAUUAUGGAUCGCCUGGAUGAUUGGAGCUUCAAGACCAAAAAAAUGGACCUGGAGGAGGAUUUCUUCUUCGACUACGAGUCGGAGGAAAUGACUGAUUAUCAAGACCCCAAUGAACUUGUGACUGCAUUGAAACAAAAGGAGGAAGAGGUUAUUUUGGCAGCCCAGCUGGGAAACGCAUUGCUUCUGGAAAACCGUGAGUUGAAAGAGCGGAGCGACAAACUUCAUGAACAAUACGCAGACAAUCUGGAGGCGCUGGAGCAGGGCAGGCAUGAGCUGCGGCAGAAGCUGGAGGGCUGCCAGUCCCAGUGGGAGAGCCAGGUGGGCGAGCUGGAGAGGGAUGUGAGGGAGCUGAGCGGCCAGGUGGAGCAGCUGACCCGGACCCUCAGCGAGGCCGAGAGGGACAAGAGCCGAGCCGAGCUGGAGCACAGCGAGCACACACAGAGACUCAGAGAUCAGCUCAACACUGCGAUGGCGGUGGAGAGAGCCAUGUCCGGCGAGCUGCAAGCUCUGAAACAGGAGCUCCAACAAAAAGGAAGCAACAACAGGCCGCAGGACGAGGAGCUGAUCAGUGCCAUGAGGGAGCAGGUGCUGCGUCUCACCCAGAAGGAGCAGGUGCUGGAGGAGCGAAUAGAGAGUGUGUGUCAAGAAAACGCAGAUCUGAGGGCGAGUUUGGCCUCUUUACAAACACGCCUGGCUCUGCACGACCAACUCAAACAGCAGCACAGCCAGCAGCUCUCCGAGGCGUGGCAGGAGGUGGAGGCGGCGCAGGGUCGCUCACAGCAGCUGCAGGCCCAGGUGGAGGAGCUGCAGGAGGAGGUGUCCCUGCAGGAAGGCAGGAGCCACGGAGAAACCUCCCUGCUGUCCGAGCUGGAGAGCAGCCUAGAGACGGCCGCGCUGGGAGUCAGCAGAGAAGAGAUAACGCAAGAAAUGGGGUCCAUCCUUCAGUUACUGCUCCCACUGACCCAGCACCUGAACAGCUCGGGGGGGUCAGAGGUCGUGGGUCAGCAGGAGGAUCUGAAGGCCAUGCUGCUCCAGCUGAAGGGAGCGGCCCAAACCCUCACACAGGCAUCCAGCACACAGGAGCUGAAUCAAGCUUUUGUCGUGAGGACGGGCGAUCAGUGUGGGAAUCCGAGCGCAGCGGAGGAGCUGAGAGAUCAGAACGUCCAGCUGCAGCAGGAGAACUCUGAGCUGAGGCAGAGGCUGCAGAGCGGGCAGGAGCAGACUGAAUUUGUCCAUCAGGCCAUCAAAGACCGAGAUGAAGCCAUAGCCAGGAAAAACCUGAUGGAGGCAGAGUUGAUCAGAAGUAAAAAUGACAUGAUGUCUCUGAACAACCAGUUAUUAGAGGCCAUCCAACGUAAACUGGAGCUGUCGCAGGAGCUGGAGGCCUGGCAGGACGACAUCCAGAUCAUCAUCAACCAGCAGCUUAAGUCCCAGCACCAGUUGGAGCUUCCUCAGAAGAAGUCCACCUCCAAUGGCAUGUCCUUCUUCCGCAGGCCCAGCCGGACAACCAACGCCUGGAGUUCAGACGCUAAUCAGGGCAAAACACAAACCCCCUGGAGAGACUGGUUAAGACGAGGAAAAGGGGCAAAUAAUGGACAGUGAGCAACACUUACUCCCUGAAGACAAAGGAGAGGAUGCACAAGGAGGACAGGACAGAGGGAGGUGUAGCUUCAAGUUCAUCUUGUGUGGUGAAAAGAAGCCAUAAAGACACUUUUAAUUUAGUGAUGAACAGCAGAGCCACAUCGGACAAAGACUUGCCAGAUAGGCACUUACUUACACAUUUCAAUGAGAGGCUGAGCCUUCGUAUAAAUCUAAACUGUGACAACCUGGAACACUAAUAUGUUUCUUUCCCUUACGAAUUACUUUAGGAGGUUUGCCUGGACUGUAAAUAUUGUGCCUUUUUUGUAUUAUUGUAAUGAUCCCUAUGUCUGAGACUUUAUAUGGUAUACAUGCAAAGUGUAGAUCACUGAGAGUAUUUGUUCAGAUUAUUUAAAAUCACUGAUCAAAGAGAGAAAAAAGUCAAGAAAUAAAAACGAACAAACAAUGAAUUUACAAUGGUGCUGACUUGUGUCUUUACAUAGCAAGUUUGAUGUGAGAAGUUCCUUUUUUACUGUCAGAUGUGCUCUAAAGCUCAAUAUGUCAAACAAUUUAAUUAUGUAGGAAACACUGUAUGUUUUCAUGUACACUGAGUUAGCUGUUGUUUUUUUGUUUUGUUUCUGUUCUAUGAAUGAUUACUUGUUGUGGUAUGAAUCUGUGUGCAGCAAACACAAGUAUGAUGAUUCUGUUUUUCAGUGUUCAAUAUUAAAGCUGCUCAGUACAGGCUGGGUUGUUUCAUACAUGUAAACCGUCUUGACUCGCCACAUAUGUAAUAAUGGCCGGAUUACUACAUAAAACAUAAAAUAAUCUUU
Messenger RNA from Trematomus bernacchii (emerald rockcod), 2590 nucleotides. Its product is annotated as BICD family-like cargo adapter 1. The record is from RefSeq and is a predicted model, not a curated record. Lineage: Eukaryota; Metazoa; Chordata; Actinopteri; Perciformes; Nototheniidae. Gene Ontology annotation, biological process: Golgi to secretory granule transport; vesicle transport along microtubule. The transcript is spliced from 10 exons. Bases 186 to 1784 code for a protein of 532 amino acids.